This is a messenger RNA of Euleptes europaea (tarantolino), 837 nucleotides long. RefSeq names its product coiled-coil domain containing 28A (gene CCDC28A). The coding region runs from base 15 to 569 and encodes 184 amino acids. Lineage: Eukaryota; Metazoa; Chordata; Lepidosauria; Squamata; Sphaerodactylidae. The transcript has 6 exons. The record is from RefSeq and is a predicted model, not a curated record.
AGCUCAUCUGAGGAAUGGAAGAAAGAAAAACCAAGAGGAGGAGUCCCAAAACAUCCACCACUCAUGUCACUCAGUUGGUCAGCAGUAAGAAAAGUUCUUUGCCUCCUAGUAAAAGUACUGCCUUUUCAAACCCUGCACCACAGCCACCUUUGCAGAAACCAAAGCUGAAAAGAGGCAUAAAAGAGAGAGCUAAACCACUUGGAGCAGAAUGCAAAGGCGCACAGUCGGCUCCAAUCCAGCACUCAUUUCUUACAGAUGUAUCAGAUGUUCAAGAGAUGGAGAAAGGGCUUCUGAAUCUUCUGAAUGACUUCCACUCUGGAAAACUUCAAGCAUUUGGAAAUGAAUGUUCCAUUGAGCAAAUGGAGCAUGUGCGAGGGAUGCAGGAGAAGCUGGCACGUUUGAAUCUGGAACUUUAUGGAGAGUUGGAAGAACUCCCUGAAGACAAGAGAAAAGUAGCUAGUGAUUCCAACCUGGAUAGAUUGCUGUCAGAUCUGGAAGAACUGAAUUCUUCUAUACAAAAACUUCAUUUAGCAGAUGCUCAAGAAGUUCCAAAUACCAGCACAAGCUAAAACCAGUUUCUGGGUGUCACCUUCAUUUGCAGUGCACUCUUCCUCUGUCUCCUGCAGCCAGUGCAACUGAAUCUGUGCAUACAUUCCUCUUGGCAGAUGUGAAUGCUGCAACUGUGCCAGGGUUGGAGUAUAGAGUACUAAAUGGCCAUGUCUUGCUGCUAUGCUUUGUAUUACUGCCUUAUCCGACACAGAAUGUUGAGAAUACUUGAAAGUACAUUUGUAUGCUCAUUGUUCAAAUCAGCUGGAAUUUCAUAUAAAAUUUAAGUUC